AUGAGUACCAAAGCUAGCGAUGAACAGCAUUAUAAGCUGAGUUAUCGAGUAGGCGUAGCAGAGAAUAAGAAUGCGAAGUUUCGUAAGACCAUGGAAGAUGUGCAUACAUACGUGAAGAAUUUUGCGUCUCGUUUGGACUGGGGAUAUUUUGCUGUUUUCGAUGGACAUGCCGGUUCUCAGGCAUCUAAAUGGUGCGGUUCUCAUCUGCAUACAGUCGUUGAACAAUUGCUGGUUGAGAACGAGGCUUUAGACGUGAGAGACAUUUUGAAUAAGUCUUUCUUGGUCCUAGAUGAACAAAUAAAUACCAAUUUGCCAGGUAAUAGUGGCUGCACAGCUGCAGUAUGCAUCUUACGAUGGGAAUUACCGGACAAUGAACCUGGACAAUUAACCGAUCUAGCGAAGCAUAAGAGGAAGCUAUAUACAGCAAAUGUUGGAGACUCACGUAUUGUUCUAUUCAGGAAGGGACAAAGUGUACGAUUGACUUACGACCACAAAGCAUCAGAUAUUUUAGAGAUGCAGAGGGUGGAAAAAGCGGGUGGACUAAUCAUGAAAAGCCGAGUGAACGGCAUGCUAGCGGUCACUAGAUCCCUAGGUGAUAAGUUCUUCGAUGGCCUAGUGGUAGGUAAUCCCUUCACCACCAGUGUGGAGAUAACGGCUGAUGAUGAGUUCUUGAUAUUGGCAUGCGAUGGCUUGUGGGACGUCAUUGAUGACCAAGAGGCUUGUGACCUCAUUAAAGAUAUAAAAGAUCCUGACGAAGCCGCCAAGAUAUUGGUGAGAUGUGCUUUGGAAAAUGGGACCACCGACAACGUUACCGCGAUGGUAGUUUAUCUUUGA
Messenger RNA from Torulaspora globosa, 834 nucleotides. RefSeq names its product type 2C protein phosphatase PTC1 (gene PTC1). The record is from RefSeq and is a predicted model, not a curated record. Bases 1 to 834 code for a protein of 277 amino acids. Gene Ontology annotation, molecular function: protein serine/threonine phosphatase activity; cation binding. Gene Ontology annotation, biological process: protein dephosphorylation. The transcript has a single exon. NCBI's taxonomy places the organism in Eukaryota, Fungi, Ascomycota, Saccharomycetes, Saccharomycetales, Saccharomycetaceae.